Messenger RNA from Miscanthus lutarioriparius, 981 nucleotides. The record is from the annotation of a GenBank genome assembly. Lineage: Eukaryota; Viridiplantae; Streptophyta; Magnoliopsida; Poales; Poaceae.
AUGGCGAAGCUGUACGUGCAGGCGGUGCCACCCCCGGAUCUGAACAGGAACACGGAGUGGUUCAUGUACCCAGGGGUCUGGACCACCUACAUCCUCAUCCUCUUCUUCUGCUGGAUCCUCGUCCUCUCCGUUUUCGGCUGCGCCCCAGGCACGGCGUGGACGCUCGUCAACCUCGGCCACUUCACGAUCACCUAUCAUUUUUUCCACUGGAAGAAGGGGACCCCAUUUGCUGAUGACCAGGGGAUGUAUAAUACAUUGACAUGGUGGGAACAAAUGGACAAUGGCAAACAGCUUACACGCAACCGAAAGUUUCUGACUGCAGUUCCUGUCGUUCUGUACCUCAUAGCUUCCCACACCACAGACUAUCAGCAUCCUAUGCUCUUCCUCAACACCCUAGCAGUCACCGUGCUGGUUGUUGCCAAACUACCAAACAUGCACAAGCUAGAGCCGGUGCGAGAAAAGUUGGCAAGUGCUAUGUCAGCAAGGGAAGUAAUAGAGAUGGUUCUGGAUCUGAAACCUGAGGUACAGAGGCAAGUGAUCACCCUACUCUACCUAUGGUGGUCUGAACGUUGUGGAGUGAGGGAAGGUGAGAAGCUUCGUGAUGGAGCCCGCCUGGCGCAAUUGAUCAAUACAUAUGCAGUCGAAUGGUCAUCACUUAAGCAAGCAAAAGCAUCGGGAGAUCGGUCUCAGCCCAGGAGGUCUUGGGUGCCGCCGCCGGAAGACGCUGUCAAAAUAAACUGUGAUGGGGCUUUCAAUCUGAACAAUCGCUCAGGUGGUUGGGGCUUUCUGAUACGUGUCUGGGAUGGAGGCGUCAUCGGCUCGGGCUAUGGGAAGCUAGACAACGUUGGGGAAGCUUUCCAUACGGAGAUCAUUGCCUGCUUGCAAGCAUUGCAGCGGGCAGCUGAUUUGGGAAUCCAAAAGGUGAUCUUGGAAACGGAUGCAGCCAUGGUUGUGCAAGCGGUAAACUCCUCCGACUUUUGA